Podarcis muralis (Common wall lizard) is the source of this 2524-nucleotide messenger RNA. It is a transcript of the gene HNRNPK, whose product is annotated as heterogeneous nuclear ribonucleoprotein K. The record is from RefSeq and is a predicted model, not a curated record. NCBI's taxonomy places the organism in Eukaryota, Metazoa, Chordata, Lepidosauria, Squamata, Lacertidae. Gene Ontology annotation, molecular function: RNA binding.
CAGUUCCGUUCUCCUUGAAGCCCUUCGCCCCCUUGUCAUUUCCGUAACGAGAUUCGGACUGAUCGCUUUGGUUCUUGCGGUUUUUGUUUUGUAAUAUAUAUAUAUCUUAAAUGCUGGCUGAUCUUUGAUCCCGCCCAGAACGUUUAAGGUUUGCUUGGCGAAGCUAUAUAAUAUUGGUAGUAUCUGCGAGGCUAAAAAUAAUGGAGACUGAACAGCAAGAAGAGACCUUCACUAAUACAGAAACUAAUGGCAAACGUCCAGCUGAAGAUAUUGAAGAGGAACAGGCCUUCAAAAGAUCAAGGAACACGGAUGAGAUGGUGGAACUACGCAUUCUGCUUCAGAGCAAAAAUGCUGGAGCAGUGAUUGGCAAAGGUGGCAAAAACAUUAAGGCACUUCGUACAGACUACAAUGCCAGUGUUUCAGUCCCAGACAGCAGUGGCCCCGAGCGCAUACUGAGUAUAAGUGCAGAUAUCGAAACAAUUGGAGAAAUCUUGAAGAAAAUUAUCCCUACUUUGGAAGAGUAUCAACAUUACAAGGGAAGUGACUUCGACUGUGAGUUAAGGCUGUUGAUUCACCAGAGUUUGGCUGGAGGAAUUAUUGGUGUCAAGGGUGCUAAAAUCAAAGAACUCAGAGAGAACACUCAAACCACCAUUAAGCUUUUCCAAGAGUGCUGUCCACAUUCUUCUGACAGAGUGGUGCUAAUUGGUGGAAAGCCUGAUAGAGUUGUGGAAUGCAUCAAAAUAAUAUUGGAUCUUAUAUCAGAGUCACCAAUCAAAGGACGUGCACAGCCUUAUGAUCCAAACUUUUAUGAUGAAACGUACGACUAUGGUGGAUUUACAAUGAUGUUUGAUGACAGAAGGGGGCGUCCUGUGGGAUUUCCAAUGCGUGGCAGAGGAGGCUUUGAUCGAAUGCCUCCAGGUCGUGGUCGUCCAAUGCCUCCACGAAGAGAUUAUGAUGACAUGAGCCCUCGCAGAGGACCUCCUCCCCCUCCUCCAGGCCGUGGUGGUAGAGGUGGCAGCAGAGCUCGCAAUCUUCCUCUUCCUCCCCCUCCUCCUCCCAGAGGCGGGGACCUUAUGUCUUAUGACCGAAGGGGCAGACCUGGCGAUCGCUACGAUGGAAUGAUGAUGCAAUGUCAUGUCAAUGCUUGCGAUGACAUAGAAACGCCAGAAAUGUUCGAGGGUGGAUCAGGAUAUGACUAUUCUUAUGCAGGGGGUCGUGGCUCUUACGGUGAUCUUGGUGGACCCAUAAUUACAACACAAGUAACAAUACCCAAAGAUCUGGCUGGUUCCAUUAUUGGAAAAGGAGGCCAGAGGAUCAAACAGAUACGCCAUGAAUCAGGAGCUUCAAUCAAAAUUGAUGAACCCUUAGAGGGCUCAGAAGAUCGGAUAAUAACUAUCACAGGCACACAGGACCAGAUUCAAAAUGCACAGUAUUUACUGCAAAACAGUGUGAAGCAGUAUGCAGAUGUUGAAGGAUUCUAAUGCAAGAUAUUUUUUCUUUUUUAUAGUGUGAAGCAGUAUUCUGGAAAGUUUUUCUAAGACUAGUGAAGAACUGAAGGAGUCCUGCAUCUUUUUUUUUUCUUAAAUCUGCUUCUGUUUAAAAAGCCAACAUUCCUCUGCUUCAUAGGUGUUCUGCAUUUGAGGUGUAGUGAAUUUUUUUUUUGCUGUCACCAGAUGUAAUGUUUUUAGUUCUCUACAUAUAGGUGGGUGGGAGUGGGGUGGCUUGCAAAACUAACAUUGGUAUUUUGAAACAGCAGCAGAGAAGGUGGAUUUUAUUUUUGUUCUAUGUUGGUUGUAAACUGUAAUGUUUUUUCUGUCACUUGUGAACCAUCUGCUUUAUACCUUUUUUGUUUUGAAGAGGGAGAAGAGUACUGGUAGUUCACUUACCUAUCCCUGGCAUCCAUUCAAAGCAGUGUGCAGAAUGUAAUGCUCUUUUGUAAGAUGUUUUAUGAUUUUAAAAAUAAAUUUAGUGAACCAAUUCUUGCAGUCAUUUUUUUAAUGCAUACUUCUGUAGCUAAAAUACACUUUCUACACCAUUAAUUGAGCUUGGCUUUUUCCCUAUACCAGAGAAGCAGAACACCCAAUUUCAUUGUUUUUGCAAAUUGGGAGUAUUGAUAAUGCACUGACUCCAAAGUUUGAUGUGUGAAGAAACUGAAAAAUAUUGAAACAGUUUUGCGUUCUUGUUACUCCAAAUGUAUGCCCCUAAUUAUUGUACUGCAACUUGUUGGUUUGAAUAAAAUUUCACAAAACUUGGUUUGUCAUGGAAUAGCAAUUAACUGUAGAGGCUAUUGGAAUUUUAGUCAUUUCUAGCAUUGGCAAUCUUGCCCAUAUCCAACUGUAACUUGUUUAAAAUGUUUCUAUUGUAUAAAAACUGAAUGACAAAACAAUUGUAUCUCACUGUUUGAGUUGCAUAGAAAAUGUGUGUGGAAUCAAAAGAACCUGGAUAUUUUCAUGUAAAAAUCUCAGCAUUUGUAUUAAUAGUUUACAAGUUUAUUUGUCUCGAAUAAACAUUGUAAUAACAUCCA